Molecule: messenger RNA, 1849 nt
Organism: Vigna angularis (adzuki bean)
Lineage: Eukaryota; Viridiplantae; Streptophyta; Magnoliopsida; Fabales; Fabaceae
Product: BTB/POZ domain-containing protein At2g13690
Exons: 2
Coding region: 149-1660 (503 amino acids)
Source: RefSeq, a predicted model, not a curated record
AAAAAGAGAAACAAGUUAUCCUCGUUUUCUUCACCCAAACACAAACUAAAAUAACAGUCCAAUAAUAAAGCAUCGCCAUUGUCGAGAAGAAACACAAUACAACUUCAUCCUCUCUCUUACUCUCUCUCUCUAACCGGUGACUUGCCCAAUGAAAGGGUGGUCACGCCGGAAGCCUCGCCGGCGAGCGUGGUGCUGCUCGUUCGCAAUCCCUCCCUCUAGUCCCGAACUCACUUCAAUCUCCAAAUCGCCUCACAAAGCGCAACCCUUUCCCAAAAGCAGCGUUUCGGUCCCUAACUCUCCUCAGAGCGCCAAAUCUGGGUUCCCCAUCGUGGGUCGGAUCGACCCGCGCCGGAUCUUGUCGCCGGGAAGAGUCUCUCCCAUUGACUCGGAUCCCACCCCCUCCGUGUCGCAACUCCGAUCCCCUAGCUUUCGAGCUCCCUCCCCGCCGCCGGUGGCGGAUGCCGCGGCGCUGGACGUGAAGCUAAAGCUGCGAGGGAAGAACGGGGGGAGCAUGGUGAUGGAGGUGGACUCAGAGGUUCUUGAAGCGAACUCGGAGGUGUUUGCGGGUUUGAUAGCGGAUUGCAAGAGAGGUGGGGGUGGAGCGACGAUGGAGGUGGAGAACUUGGGUGUGUUCAGUGACACCAUCGAGCUUAUGUUUGAAGAUGAUGAUUGCAUCACCAAGAAGCUCAUCAACGUUGGCGUUUUUCGCUCCAUUGACAUUUUAGAGGUUUCGGCAGGAAUUAUGUUCACUAAGGGCGUUCGGUGUUGUUUAAAGUACCUUGAGGCGGUUCCUUGGACUGAGGAGGAAGAAGAGAAACUGAGGAGCCUUUUCACAAGAUUUGAGUUCGAUGAUGCAACAACAAGAGACAUUUUGGGAAGACUGUACUUGCACGACUCAGUAGAUUUCCGGCCAAACGUUGCACAACAACUUGUUCGGUCUAUCACCACUUCUGAGGAUGCAAAUGCCAGAACUGAAAUGAAGUCACUAGUCAAGGGUCUUCUCUGCAAAAGUUCUGUGUAUGAGAAGAACCAUCUUGACCUUAGCAAGGAGGAUCUAUUUACUGUUUGUGACUCGUGUUUGAGUUCACUUAUCAGUCUCUUUGAAGAGGCAUCAGAUACCAUGCGUCCUGAAAGGUUGAUUACAAAAGACACGAGCAAGCCUCUGAUUGAACGAAUCUCAAGACAGGUUGAUAACAUUAACUGGUUGCUUGAAAUUAUGCUGGAUGGGCAAGUGGCAGAGGACUUUGUGGAUGUAUGGGCACGUCAGGAAAAGCUUCUUAAAAUGCAUGACGUUACCUCCCCUAUGAUAAGAUAUGAGCUCAGUAGAGUCUCGGCAAUCCUAUUUGUUGCUAUGGGUACGAGAAAACUGCAAUGCCCUUUGGAGGCUAGAUCAGGGCUUCUCCAAGCAUGGUUUGGACCUAUGCUGUUGGACUUUGGUUGGCUUCAAAGAUGCAAAAAAGGGCUUGAUAUGAAGGCCUUGGAAGAGGCUAUGGGGCAGACACUACUUACUUUACCUUUAAAGCAGCAGUAUGUGCUGUUUAUGGAAUGGUUUCGGCAUUUUUCAAGACAUGGCACUGAGUGCCCAAAUAUGGGCAAGGCAUUCCAAAUUUGGUGGCGUAGAUCUUUCUUAAGAAGCUCUGAGGCUGUUGAAUCAAGAUAGAUGGUAUCGUGAUUUGUCUUUUAUAGUGUGUAGAGUUGGAAUUAAGUGAGAUAUUCUAAUUUAUUUGAACUGAAUAACGUAGUUAAAUAGGAUCAUCAUCCUCGCAACUGACUGGCAUCAGGUUUUCUAGAUGUUUUCCCCUUUGUUAUUUGUUGACUACGGUGAAUUAAAACCUGAAGGCUUCUACUC